CAGUUUCGUUCUCUUCCGCUUUCGUCACCUUGGCCAGGGGAUCUACCUAGCGUAACGCACCUUGACUUACGCGUCCCACGCCACAAAUACUUGGCGCUCCGCAUAAAUUGAAGCUCGCCGGUCGCGGAGGCUGUAAAUUAUGCACCGUGCCGGCGCAUGGAGAUAGGCUACGUCUCGUCUAGCGCGCAAGAUCUCGCUUCCUCUUCUUAUUCUUCCCCUUCCUCCUCUUCCUUGCCCGCUGGCUUAGCAUCCAUGCCCACCCGCGCCGUUAAAAUCAUUCCGUUGCAGCAUCCGGAAACGACGUCGUUCGCCGGAGAUUCUUCGGUUUGGUCUAAUGCUCUGUUCUCUGGAUGGGUCUCCAAGAUUAAGCGGAUGACGGCUGUUGAGUGGAUCGACCUGUUCCUCCCUUGCUGCCGGUGGAUUCGUACCUACAAAUGGCGGGAGUACUUGCAGCUCGAUCUCAUGGCUGGUAUCACCGUCGGUGUCAUGCUCGUCCCGCAGGCAAUGUCAUAUGCAAAAUUAGCUGGACUUCAACCAAUAUAUGGGUUAUAUUCUGGUUUUGUGCCAAUAUUUGUUUAUGCUAUAUUUGGGUCCUCUCGCCAGCUUGCUAUUGGUCCGGUGGCAUUGGUUUCUCUUCUGGUAUCCAAUGUUUUAGGUGAAAUUGUUGACUCAUCUGAUGAAUUAUACACAGAACUUGCAAUUUUGUUGGCACUUAUGGUUGGAAUCCUGGAAUGCAUGAUGGGCCUCUUGAGGCUUGGAUGGCUCAUUCGUUUCAUCAGUCACUCUGUGAUUUCUGGCUUCACAACAGCUUCAGCCAUCGUGAUUGCAUUAUCCCAAGUGAAGUAUUUCUUGGGGUAUGAUGUUGUAAGGAGUAGCAAGAUUGUGCCAUUAAUUAAGAGCAUAAUAUCUGGAAUAGAUAAGGUAAAUUUUACUAGUCAAAGUGGGAAAUCUUUUCUGGUAGUGUGUUGAUUCAUUGAUUAAACAGAAUUUCAUAACUUGCAUUUAAAAUCAACUCUGUUGAUAUGUCAUAGUUAUACAGAUCAAUAAUAUUCCAAGAAAGAAAAUAACUGAACAAAGUAAGAACAAGAAAAUUGGCGUUUCCUAUUUUGCAAGGAUAAAUUGCAAAUGAGAGGUAAUAAAUCAAAAGUUAUAUACAGUGGCAAUUGUUUUAGUAUACUAAUAAGGGGAAAGAGAAGUAAAUCUGAAGAAUCAUUUUAAUUCUCAUUUAUUUUUAAUUCCUUGUAAGAAAGUGCAGCAUACACA
Molecule: messenger RNA, 1263 nt
Organism: Rubroshorea leprosula
Lineage: Eukaryota; Viridiplantae; Streptophyta; Magnoliopsida; Malvales; Dipterocarpaceae
Source: the annotation of a GenBank genome assembly